AUGGCAGGACAUUUUGAGCCGGACCUACGUCGGCAGAUGAUCGCCCGCUUCAUGGACGAGGUUCGCGACGUUCCCGUUCGUUUCGGCAUACAGCAACCACUCAAGUCAGCAGAUCUAUCAGCGGACAUCACACUAGCCAUCGGACAGCUCUCGAUGCACAUGCACCUCGAGGAAGCGGACUCACAGUGGCUCAUGUGUCUGGCAUCGCACCUCGAGCCUGAACUUGGAGCAACGCUCGUCCCUGCGCUAUGGAGACUCAAGGAGGAUGUCAUGACGUUAACGGAACGCGGCCAACGAGCUCGAGAGCCUUCGCCUUUCAGUCUGCCGCCUGCAGCAGCCGAGAAUGGAGACGAGGAAGCCUGCGCGGCGCAAGCGCCAGUGUGGAGGAAACGGCCACGCUCCUCCAGCCCCCAAUAUCCACGAACAGUGCCUGAUCUGAAUGCAGCAUUCUUCUCUUCAGUCCCUCCUAGCACCAGCAAACCUGUGACCAGGAGAAGAAAAGUAUUUAAGAGCUACGAACGCCAUCGUCGGAGGACCAUCCGUGACUCCGAUUGCAACUGUUUGAGGGAGCAGAAUCAAAAUCACCUUUACAGGAGACCGGCGCGCGGUCCCAGACUGCAACGGCUAGUUCAACGGUCCGAUUCCAACCGAGCUGCAACGCAGAAAAGCAUGAGCUGA
This is a messenger RNA of Symbiodinium sp. CCMP2592, 678 nucleotides long. Lineage: Eukaryota; Dinophyceae; Suessiales; Symbiodiniaceae. The record is from the annotation of a GenBank genome assembly.